AUAUAGCUACUACUCCACUUCCCAAUUCGAUCGAUAGAUGAUAUAGAGGAUAGAUAGCUCUGGCCAUUGAUCGAUCGGUCGAUUAGAUCAAUCUGUAGAGAGAGCUCGAUUGCUAAGGAUGGAGAUGAUGUCUGCUGCGGCGCAGGCAGCAACGUCGCAGCUGCCGCCGGGGUUCCGGUUCCACCCGACGGACGAGGAGCUGAUCCUGCACUACCUUCGCAACCGCGUGGCCUCGGCGCCGUGCCCUGUCCCCAUCAUCGCCGACGUCGACAUCUACAAGUUCGACCCAUGGGACCUCCCCUCCAAGGCGGUGUACGGCGACGGCGAGUGGUAUUUCUUCAGCCCGCGGGACCGCAAGUACCCGAACGGGAUCCGGCCGAACCGCGCGGCGAGGUCCGGCUACUGGAAGGCCACCGGCACCGACAAGCCUAUCCAUGACAGUGCCACCGGGGAGAGCGUUGGCGUCAAAAAGGCACUUGUCUUCUACAAAGGUCGUCCGCCCAAGGGCACCAAGACCAACUGGAUCAUGCACGAGUACCGCCUCGCCACCGCGAAACCGCUCGCCGCCGGCGCCUACCGCCCCCCCGUCAAGUUCAGGAACGUCGUCUCCAUGAGGCUGGACGACUGGGUGCUAUGCCGGAUCUACAAGAAGUCCGGCCAGGCACCGCCGAUGGUGCCGCCUCUCGCCGACUACGAACACCUGGACCAAGACGAGCCAUCCGGCGGCUUCGACGACAUCUGCAGUUUCUACGCGCCGACGAGCAGUGGUACUACUACCUGCAGCGUGACCACGCAUCAGCAGGCGGGCCCGCGGCUCCCGAAGAUCCCAUCCAUCUCCGAGCUCUUCGACGAGUACGCGCUCGCGCAGAUCUUCGACACGGCCGUGCCCGCCGAGGUCGACCACGCCCCGCUCGCCGUCCAUCCCUCUCUGAACCAGCUCCUGGCCGUCGGCAACGGCGCGCACUCGGAGCUGAUCUACUCGCCGUCCCCGGGCGGCGCGGGGAAGCGCAAGGCAAGCAGGGACGAAUGCGCUGGUGGCGGGCAUGAACUGAUCAUCAAAUGCACGGAUCACCAGCGGCUACAUGAGAAGAAUUAAUCUUGCGGAGUCCAUAAAGAUGGAUCGUGGUGCAGAAUUAUUGUACUAGCAGUAUCGAACAAGCAGGCAUAUGCAUACAAUUUUUUCUCCUAUGUACUAUUCAUUACAGGCACAGUGCAAGCAAAGCUAGCUGGAGCUUGAUGCAUGGACUACUACUACUACUUUGCGUCCGGAUCUAGAGGGAGAAUAUAAUCCUGUUAAUUAUAAUAUUAAGGUCCGUUAGCCUUUUAGUUAAGAACAUAUCCAGAACAAUAAUUGUUAAUUGUUUACUGGAAGAAUACAGUAAUUAAGAUUGUAGAACGGCACUACAACAGUGGUUCUAGCUUUCGAAACGAUCAUAUAUAUUGGUGUUUGUUGUGCAAUUUCUGGGAUGAUAAAUCAUAAAUAGGUGCGUUGUGGAGGUAAUAUACGGCGCCGUUUUCAGUAGUAGUUGAGUAUGUUUUUUCCAUAAUCUUGUGUAGCCGCCAUUGCAUGAUAAAUUCGACGAAUGAAACAGUUGGCGGCUGCGGAAGGAUGGGUAAA
Molecule: messenger RNA, 1618 nt
Organism: Phragmites australis (common reed)
Lineage: Eukaryota; Viridiplantae; Streptophyta; Magnoliopsida; Poales; Poaceae
Product: NAC domain-containing protein 58-like
Exons: 3
Coding region: 119-1096 (325 amino acids)
Biological process (GO): regulation of DNA-templated transcription
Molecular function (GO): DNA binding
Source: RefSeq, a predicted model, not a curated record